Nycticebus coucang (slow loris) is the source of this 2014-nucleotide messenger RNA. It is a transcript of the gene ZNF296, whose product is annotated as zinc finger protein 296. NCBI's taxonomy places the organism in Eukaryota, Metazoa, Chordata, Mammalia, Primates, Lorisidae. Gene Ontology annotation, biological process: negative regulation of dendrite development; regulation of transcription by RNA polymerase II. The transcript is spliced from 3 exons. The coding region runs from base 521 to 1942 and encodes 473 amino acids. Gene Ontology annotation, cellular component: nucleus. The record is from RefSeq and is a predicted model, not a curated record. Gene Ontology annotation, molecular function: DNA-binding transcription factor activity; RNA polymerase II cis-regulatory region sequence-specific DNA binding.
ACCAGAGCCUAUUGCACAGGAGGCGCUUAAUAAAUGUUUGCCGAAUAAAUUCUUACUGCAAUGCAUUUCAUGAAAUAAUCCAGAUAACUCUUAGACAGCUAUUAAGAAACGUGGCCUACUAUUUUUCUGCGUGUGUGUGUGUGGUCAUCCUGUGCCUCGGUUUCACCAGCCCUAAAAUAGGGUCAAGAAUAGCUAAAUUCCUAUUCCUUGUGGGAACUUGGUGUCAUUAAGUUUGGUCACUAAGGCCAAACGCAGAGGGCACCGCCGAGGAUUGCGUUUGGCUGCCAGUGGAGCCCCUGCGGGGCCGCUCCGUCCCCUCCCUACAGGCCCCGCCCCAGUGGGUGGAGCUACGGGCCCGGCCAGCACGUGUAAGAGUUCGCGGCGGGUCGCCGCAGUCACUCACCUGAGCGCCUCAGACUGAGUGUGCACCGUACACGCGUCCUCCGCUCGCGCGUCCUCCGCACGCCCACCAGCCUGCCCGCUCGCCCACCAGCCUGCCCGCUCGCCCGGCCCGCGACUAAUGUCCCGUCGCAAGGUCGGCAGCACGCCCCGCCGAGUAGACCCCGAGCCCGCCGCCAACCCAGACGACGAGAUGGAGAUGCCAGACCUCGUCAUCGAAGUGAAGCCGGAGCCAGACGCGCGGCCCCUGCAGGCCCCAUGGCCGGGGCCCUUUUCUCCCAAGGGGAUGUCCGCGCCUGGGCUGUUCGGGGGCGAGCCCCGCAGCUCCCCUGGCCCCAUGUCCACUGGGGCCGCCCUCCUCGCUCUCGGCGCGCGGAACCCAUGGGCCUUGUGGACACCGCUGUCUCCUAACCCUCCCGACCGCCAGCCUUGGACCGACAAACACCCAGAUCUGUUGACCUGCGGCCGCUGCCUGCAGACUUUCCCGUUGGAGGCCAUCAUUGCCUUCAUGGACCACAAGAAGCUGGGCUGUCAGCUCUUCAGAGGCCCCAGCCCCUGCCAGGGCUCAGAACGUGAGAACCUGAAGGCUUUGAGCUGCCUCCGCUGCGGCAGACAGUUCACAAGAGCCUGGAAACUGUUGCACCAUGCCCAGUGGGACCAUGGACUCUCCAUCUACCAGACGGAAUCGGAGGCCCCAGAGGCCCCACUGCUGGGCCUGGCCGAAGUGGCCGCAGCUGUGUCAGCAGUGGUGGGGCCAGCAGCUGAGGCCAAGAGCCCCCAGGUGAACAGCCUCAGCCGGCGGAGCCCCACCUGCUCUGUCUGCAAGAAGACCCUCAGCUCCUUCAGCAACCUCAAGGUGCACAUGCGCUCACACACAGGUGAGCGGCCCUAUGCCUGUGACCAGUGCCCCUAUGCCUGUGCCCAAAGCAGCAAACUCAAUCGCCACAAGAAGACCCACCGGCAGCUUCUGCCUCAGAGCCCCUUAAUCGCUGACACCACCCAGGAACAGGCCUCUGCAGCCCCUCCGGAGCCAGCUGCCCAUGCCGCUGCCCCAGCCAGCAUCCUCCCCUGCAGCGGUGGUGAGGGGGCAGGAGCUGCUGCUACUGCAGGCAUCCAGGAACCUGGGGCUCCUGGCAGUGGGGCUCAAGCAGGUCCUGAUGGGGACAGUUGGGGAGCUAUCACCAAGGAAGAGAGAAUUGAUCCUGCAAACAGUCAGAAGACAUCACCCAAGAAGACAACUAAGUCAGUGGGCAAGAGUCGUGGGCCUGGGGGCAGCUGCGAGUUCUGCGGGAAGCGGUUCACCAACAGUAGCAAUCUGACAGUGCACCGGCGCUCACACACUGGUGAGAGGCCUUACACCUGUGAGCUCUGCCCCUAUGCCUGCGCCCAGAGCAGCAAGCUCAACCGCCAUCGCCGCAUGCAUGGCCUGGGGCCAGGCAGCACCCGCUUUGAGUGCCCCCACUGCUGUGUGCCCUUUGGCCUUCGUGCCACCUUGGACAAACACCUGCGGCAGAAGCACCCUGAGGCUGUGGAGGAGGCCUGAGCAUGGGCAUACCCUCUCUGUAGUCCUUGGUACAUGACUAUUUUGACCACCCUUCUGCAAGUAAAUUGUCCU